UCUUUCUUUCUCCUCCAACCUUCUUCACAUUUAAAGAUAGCUCACCGUAAUGCAUGCAGUUAUUGUGUGCGUGAGAGAGAGAAACUUUAGUCUAUAACCAUUGUGAUAAGACUAGAAAAAAGGAAAAAAGAAUGGAGGUGGAGAGAGUACAAGCCAUAGCUUCUCAGUCCAAGUGCAUGGACACCAUCCCCUCAGAGUUCAUUAGGUUAGAGAAUGAACAACCAGCAACGACCACCUUACAUGGGGUGGUCCUUGAAGUUCCGGUGAUUGAUCUCAGCCACCCAGAUCUGGGAAAAAUCGUCCGGUCGAUCGCUGAGGCCAGCCGGGAGUGGGGGUUGUUCCAAGUGGUGAACCAUGGCAUACCAAGUAAAGCGAUUGAAAAAUUACAAGAAGUUGGGAAGGAGUUCUUUGAGCUCCCACAGGAAGAGAAAGAGGUAUAUGCUAAGCCUCAAGGGUCUGAGAGUGUGGAGGGCUAUGGAACGAAGCUACAGAAAGAAGUGGGAGGGAAGAAAGCUUGGGCUGAUCAUUUGUUCCACAAGAUAUGGCCUCCUGCUGCUAUUAAUUACCACUUCUGGCCUAAAAAUCCACCUUCUUACAGGGAAGCUAAUGAGGAGUAUGCCAAGAGGCUGCGUGUGGUGGCAGACAAGUUGUUUGAGAGCCUCUCAUUAGGGCUUGGGCUGGAAAGGGAUGAGUUUAAGGAAGCUGUGGGUGGUGAUGAUUUGAUUUACCUGAUGAAAAUAAAUUACUACCCACCAUGUCCUCGUCCAGAUCUGGCUCUGGGGCUGGUGGCUCACACAGACAUGUCCAGCUUCACCAUUCUUGUCCCCAAUGAGGUCCCAGGACUCCAGGUUUUCAAGGAUGAUCACUGGUAUGAUGUCAACUACAUUCCUAAUGCCCUCAUUAUCCAUAUUGGUGAUCAAGUUGAGGUAUUUCUUUUUUACUUUCUCUGUUUUUAGGAUUAACUGUUUUUUUUUGGGGGUUGGGGGUUGGGGGGUGGCUGGUGUCAUUUAAUUUACUCUUAGGAAGACUUACCCUUUGACCCCCUCAAAUAUUCAGCUUUUUGACUUUCCAUUCGACAAAGAAAUUGAAUUGGUUUCACACUGCUUCAAAACCUAACAGUGUAUUUGGAGGUGUAAGGUGAGAAAAGUGAUAGUUGAUGGACAAUGUGAGAUACGAGACAUAAUUAAUUUAUUAUUUCAGUCAUCAUCUAACUAGAAGAGUGUUACAGGUAAACUAAACCAAAUCAAGAAGAUCUUUAAGAGUUCAGACCUUAUUUUUACUUUUAAUAUACUUGGACACACAAUGACAGUCUUCCUACAUGCGAGAUAAGAUUAUUACGACUCUCUUGAUCCCCGUAGUGACCAAAAUCUCAUGCAUUGUGCUGCCAUUUGUUACUCUAAUUCAGCAGUUUCUUUGCUUUGACAGAUUUUAAGCAAUGGAAUGUACAAGAGUGUGCUGCACAGAACAACAGUGAACAAGGAUAAGACGAGAAUGUCCUGGCCGGUCUUCUUGGAGCCGCCACCAGAGCUUGAAAUUGGUCCAAUUCCAAAGCUUAUUACUGAGGAAAAUCCACCAAAAUAUAAGACCAAGAAGUAUAAAGAUUAUGUUUACUGCAAGCUGAACAAGCUUCCCCAGUGAAAUUAAGCCUGUGCUCCUUCGGCCUCUUUCCGUUCUCAAGAAUUCUAGACUCGUAGUAGCAGUAAUUCUUGUUGGAAAUAUAUGGUUUUAGAACAAUUAUUUUGAGUAACUUUGGGUUUAAAUAAAAAUGGGACCCAUAUCUCAAAAUUGAUGGCAUUAAAUUUAAAUGCAUUCUCCUCCACGAGGAGAUUAACAUGACAUAUUUAUUUGUUCAAAACUAUUAAAUAUUGAAUGAGAAAUUAUGUCUCAAAGCGGCCUCUCUUGAAUGGAUGGAAUGAACUAAGUUUAAUGAAGUGUAAUCUAUAAAGUUUGUCCUACAUUGGAAGAAGACAAAAAUUUUGGUGAGCUAAUAUACUCUUAAUUGGCUUCGUAGGUUGGGCCCCAACGGGUACCACACUUUUGUUAGCAGAGUGAGCAUCUACACAAUCUCGAUUACCACGCUCGCCACG
This is a messenger RNA of Ilex paraguariensis (yerba mate), 2087 nucleotides long. The record is from the annotation of a GenBank genome assembly. NCBI's taxonomy places the organism in Eukaryota, Viridiplantae, Streptophyta, Magnoliopsida, Aquifoliales, Aquifoliaceae.